Molecule: messenger RNA, 3853 nt
Organism: Cryptomeria japonica (Japanese cedar)
Lineage: Eukaryota; Viridiplantae; Streptophyta; Pinopsida; Cupressales; Cupressaceae
Product: nuclear pore complex protein NUP107
Exons: 24
Coding region: 179-3514 (1111 amino acids)
Biological process (GO): mRNA export from nucleus; regulation of DNA-templated transcription; protein import into nucleus
Cellular component (GO): nuclear pore; nuclear pore outer ring
Molecular function (GO): structural constituent of nuclear pore
Source: RefSeq, a predicted model, not a curated record
AAGGACAAGCCUUUCAUUCAUUUUAAUGAUUUUUGCUUGAAGUUUCCCUCUCAACUCUUACGAGUAUCUCUGCUAAAACCCAAAGCCAUUGCCCAUAAAAAUUCUUGCCAUUAAUUAGAGAAAAUACUCCACAGGUUACCAGUAAAUAGUCCUCCUGGUUUAGCUUGAGCAGACAGAGAUGGACAUGGAGACAGAGGAGAAUAAUAAUAGAGAAGGAGGGCAAAGCAGCAGUUGGUUGAGCGACUCGAAUCAGCUAUGGCCAGAUUUUGUUGAUCCCUCCGACAGAGAACAAUAUCGGCGAUACAGGAAACGAUCAUCUCUUGGGAGUCAUUUCUUAGUCCAAGAAAAAUCAAGUGCCAACAGACUAGAAGCUGGAGCUUUAAAUGACAAGAAUGCAGAAUGUGUCUAUCCUAGUCCUGCUCUUUUUCUUGAAGAUAUCAAGCAAGAGUUGGAAGUCUCUGUUGCUCAAGGGGUUCAAGUAUCACCUGGAGCACGUUAUUCUUUGACUACAAAAAAGGGUGCUUAUAGUGAUAAAAGAUCAUCCCAGCUUGACAAUACACUUUUAACUGGUACUCAGUCGUCUCAGUCUUUUCUGAAGGCUGCAAAACAGGAACCAGAAGAGGUUUCAGACAGCGGAGAAACAACAUUUUCCCGCUUUGAAGCAAUCCUUGAUUCUGCACUGCAAGGAUUCAUUUCAUUUGCUGAUCUUAUACUCCAGUUUGAAACUACUUGUCGGGAGGUGUCUGAACUAAUUAGAGAAGAGGCUACUGGGAGGCAUCGCAUAAUAGAAGACCGUUUAAUGCGACAAAAGGCUCAAAUGUUGAUUGACGAAGCUGCAACAUGGUCACUCCUUUGGUAUUUGUUUGGAAAAGGUACUGAAGAUAACUUGGAGGAUGUCAGCGUGUGUCCAUCAACUUCUCAACAAGAGGCUUGCGAGUUUGUCAUGACAGAUCUCACGGCUCAAUUAUGCCUUCGAAUUGUUCAAUGGCUAGAAGGUCUUGCAUACAAAGCAGUUGACUUGGAUAAAAAGGUAAAAGGAUGGUAUGCUGGUUCUUAUCUUCACACGUCAGGUGUCUGGCAUCAAACACAACGGUUGUUAAGGAAAAAAGCUGGUAAUGCAACAAUAGUUCAUCAUGUAGAUUUUGAUGCAACAACACGUGAGCAAACCAAACUCCAUCCGGAAGAUCAGAAACAAGAACAAGAACUUUUGGAAGAUGUUUGGGUGCUGCUGCGAGCUGGAAGGUUAAAAGAAGCGUGUGAGCUCUGUCGAUCUGCUGGACAGGCAUGGAGAGCAGGCAUUUUGUGUGGUCCUUGUGGAUUUGAUCCUUGUCCUUCAGUUGAAGAAUUACAGCAAACAGGCAAGAAUAGAACAUUGCAAGCUAUUGAGCUUGAAAGUGGGCUUGGUUAUCAACGCAGGCUUUGGAAAUGGGCUUCUUUUUGUGCUUCUGAAAAAAUUGCUCAGCAAGAUGGUGGAAGGUAUGAAGCAGCUAUAUAUGCUGCACAAUGUAGUAAUUUGAGGCGGUUACUGCCUGUUUGCAGAGACUGGGAGUCAGCAUGUUGGGCUAUGGUCAAAUCAUGGCUUGAUGUUCAGGUUGAUUCAGAACUUGCUCAUCUCCAUCAAGAAAAUCCUGAUCAAUUUAAACAUACUGGAGAUGCAACAGAUGGGAACGAUACUCUAGGUGAUCUAAAUAUGGAAGGCUCAUCUGGUCCAGAUGCAUGGCCACACCAAGUCCUUGAUCAACAACCACGGGAUCUUCAGUCUCUCUUUCAGAAGCUUCAUUCUGAAGAUCUAGUACCUGAAUCAGUCAGACGAGGCUGUAAAGAGCAACAUCGACAAAUUCAGAUAUGUAUCAUGUUAGAGGAUGCCUCAAAUCUCUUGGAUCUUUUAAGGGCUUGGAUUGCACCCCCAAAUGAUGCUAACUCUGCUUCCAGACCUUAUGGUCAUCCACAGAUGAUUCGAUUUGGGGCCCACUUGGUUUUGGUUUUGAGGCAUGUUCUUGGUGGUGAUGCAAUGGAUGUUUUUAGGGAGAAACUUCAACUUAUCGGUGACCUGAUUCUUAAUACGUAUGCAAUCUUUCUUUUUUCACAGAAGCGUGAGGAAUUGGUUGGUGUAUAUGCUUCCCAACUUGCACCAUAUCUCUGUGUGGAGCUUUACGUGAAUAUGAUGGAGUUGAGGCUGAAUGAUAGAGUACAUGUGAAAUAUAAAAUUUUCCGAUCGGCAAUUCAGUACUUGCCGUUCUUUCCAGGGGAUACAACAAAAGGUUGUGUAUCUGACAUUCUUGAGAGGGUUUUAAUUAGAUCUCGAGAAGUAAGACCUGGUACUCGCCACAUGAAAGCAGAAGAUGCAGGAGAGCAACAUCGCCUAGAAAGCUUGGAGAAAGCCACUGCAGUACAGUGGCUUUGCUUGACUCCUCCAGCAUCAAUAUCUGAUUCUGAGCUUCUUAAGGCAGAGCUCCUUGCUCGGGCAUUGCAGCACAGUAACAUACUAUUCCGGGAGUUUGCCCUUAUAUCUAUAUGGAGAACAAUUAAAAUGCCCGUUGGUGCUCAUAUGUUACUAAGCUACCUUGCAGAGCCUUUAAAACAACCAACUGAGCUCCUCCUUUCUCUGGAACAGCAUAAUGUAUCAGAGAAUCUCCAAGAAUUUGAAGAUUGGAGAGAGUAUUAUGCAUGUGAUGCUUUGUAUCGCAAUUGGCUGAAGAUAGAAAUAGACAAUGAAGAAGUUUCUCUUCUUGAACUUUCAUCUGAAGAGAGAGAGAAAGCAAUUGUGGCAGCAAGGCAGGCCUUAAAUACAUCAUUAUCUUUAUUGGGAAGAAAAGGAAGUCCCUGGUUGUCAGGAGUUCAAGGUAUGCAACAAGAAACAGUAGAGAGUGAAUGGCUUGAGUUGCAUGGAUUUGCAUUGUUCCGCCUAUCUUCUGGCGAAUGCUUGCAACCGGAUGCAACAAUAUGCACUGCAUUAACAAGUGCCUUAUAUUUCUCAGCUGGAGAAGUAGUCACAACACAACGGCAAUUAUCAGUUGAUGUUUCUAUCUGCACGGGAGACAAGUACUGCAUUGAGGUUGUUUUACGUUGCUUGGCAGUGAAAGGUGAUGGAAUUGGCCCUUGUAUAGGAGAGGAUGGUGGUCUUCUUGCAUCUAUUAUGGCAGCUGCAUUUAAAGGUGAACUGGAACGUUUCCAAGUAGGGGUUGCACUUGAGGUCUUCCAACUUGAUGCCUGGUAUGAUAAGGAGGGUUCCCAAGAAGCUCCUGCAAAGUUUAUUGUCCUGGGUAUCUGCCGUAGAUGCUGCAUACCUGAGCUUAUUCUUCGUUGCAUGCAUAUUCUAGUCUCAUUAGCAGACCUAUCUGACGGCGUGCUAGAGAACCACACUGAGCUAAUUGAAUUGAUUGCAUCCCCAGAUUCUGAAUUACAUCAUUUGUUCAGUCAGCAGCAGCUGCAGGACUUUUUGCUGUUUGAAAGAGAAUUUUGUGUACGUAGGAUGGAAGCACAGGAGGAUAAAUCAGUUGAUAAUGCGUAUUAAUAACAUCCAUUUUUUAAUGCAUCUUCUUUGUAUCUCUAAGAAUGGUUUAGAAAAGGAGGUUAUCAUUAUAUUCAGUAAAAGUUGACAUGCUUUAACUUAUCCAAGCUGGAAAGUGUACUUGCUCACUCUAUUUCUCCUAUUGAUUUCUUGGGAAUACGGCAUUGAUGGCCUUUUAUAGCCGUAUCAUCCUCCAAUGUAACUAGCUUGCUAUUCACACGUUAGCUUGCUUGGCUAUGUAAACACUUAUCGAGGCAUACUAAAUCAUUCUAGUUGUAAUUGUAAAUCCACACGAAAAUAUCCAAUCAAUUUUAGCUUAGCUACUUAUUUUGGCUUGUUACC